Messenger RNA from Trypanosoma cruzi, 993 nucleotides. RefSeq lists its product as uncharacterized. The annotation marks the transcript as partial. NCBI's taxonomy places the organism in Eukaryota, Euglenozoa, Kinetoplastea, Trypanosomatida, Trypanosomatidae. The record is from RefSeq and is a predicted model, not a curated record. The transcript has a single exon.
GGGGGCGUGAAAAAAGUGAGGGAAAAACGUGGCGUUUUAUGCGUCUUUUAUAAGGCAAUAUAUGGUGAGGCACGGGAAGAGGUUGAACGGGUUUUGUCUCAGGCCCACUGUGGUGAGCCCUUUUCUAGAGACGGUUUCUCCACCUUCACCAAGGGAUCAUCCACAGCUGAGAAAAGGAACAACACCGUCAUUCCCCAGCAACUUCAAAAAAGCAACAACGGCAGCAGGGGUAUUAUUGCUGCUGAUGGUAAGAGUAGUAGCGUAAAGAAUGGAAGUGGUACAGCGAGAAUAGGGGCGGUUUCCAAUUUGGGUGCCAACUGCAUGUACGCUGAAAUUAUGGGAUUGAUUUCCUCACAAUUUCGACCUCAUGUGGGUUACGAUGGCGUCGUGGAGUGUCAUUUAAGUCACAUCACUGGGUUUACUGGUCGCUACGUUUGUUCUCCGGUCCAGGAGGGAAAGUUGGUGGGGCUGUUUGGUGUGCCACUACGUGCAACGAUGUGGUUGCCCUUUCAAAUUCUUGCUGUGCUGCUUUCGUGUGCGCGUCGACUUGUUCCUGAUGAGAAGUUAGAAGCAUUAAUAUUACGUAAUGCCGCGUCUUGGCCGUCACUUUUUCUUGACACGGCGCAGAGCGAACGUCUCUUUUGCACAACUUUUUUACGGCGUUACUUGGGUCUUUGUAUAUUUGAGGAGAAUGAUUUGGAUGAGCGGGCGGCGGUGCCAGGCACGUUAUAUCUUGUGGAACACACAAGACAAAUUCGAGUCGAUUGUUUUGAGGCGUCGUUGUCGCUUUUGCAGACGCCAUUGCCGCCGAGCUUGACGACAUUUUCAAAAAUAAUUGCAUCCCACAAGGCUGCCACCAUCUCGAGAGCGGAAUCAACCAUGUGGGGGAUUGUGCUACAGCAACUUCCGCGGCUGGACGCAGUGCAGGCAGGAGAUUUUGACAAGGCUUUUCUUCAGGCCGUUAUGCGGUCUGCCAAUGAAAUUGCUUGCUAG